Molecule: messenger RNA, 471 nt
Organism: Trichoderma asperellum CBS 433.97
Lineage: Eukaryota; Fungi; Ascomycota; Sordariomycetes; Hypocreales; Hypocreaceae
Source: RefSeq, a predicted model, not a curated record
CACACCAGAAUCGUUUUAUUUUAUAAGAUUUGAUACAACAUUGACAACUAUUGAAUUUUUCAGACGUAACAUCUUACUUCGCCGCGUGUUAAAAACCUUUCCAUAAUAUUUCAAUCGCCCUCUGCCAAGACCUCCCCCAAAACCACCUUCAGCUUUUCAUGCACACUCACUCACCUGCAUAUUCACAUGCCUCGCAACAAACACGCCUCCUCCCCUCUCUUCCUGCAUCUCCUCCCUACUCCCCCCUGCACUCUUAUAGCUAAACACGUUUUGAACAGCCACCUUGAUAUAAGCCUCACCCACGGCAAAUCACAUUACGCCAGCACUUGCAGCAAACAACGAAUAAAUAGUCGGUACCGUCCCUCAGUAUAAAGCCGAGCUCGUGCAUUAAACCAAGCCUUCCUUCCAACAUCUGGCCGCCCGCACGGUCGCCUUAGAGCUGCCGCAAGGCCGAAAGCCUGCAUAUUAGCG